AUGUCCGCAGCUACCGAACCCACCACCACUACUACUACUGCUCCUGCCGACGAGACUGUUCAACAACAACAGACCACUGAGCAGUCGACUGAAACAGCUCCUGCUACCACCACCACCACUGAAAACUCGGAUGAUAAGCAACAACCUGCUACCACUGAAGAGCAAUCCAAAUCGGAUGACAAGAAGGAUGAAGAACAAAAGGAUGAAUCCAAGCAAGAAGAGGAAGCCAAGCCUGAGGAGGAAAAUGCUGCCGCUGCUACUACUGCUGAAGAAUCCAAGAAGGAAGAUGACAAGCAACAAGCUGCCGAAACAAAGAAAGAUGAAAAGAAGCGUUUUACUCUUUUCAACAAGAAGGGCUUGAGCAGCUUGUUCGGUGGUCGCAAGUCUCCUGUUGCUGAAACCAAGGAGCAAGAACAACCCAAGGCUGCUGAAGAGGCUACUGCUGCUGCUGAAGAGCUUAAGGAAGAAGAGCCCAAGAAGGAUGAGCAACCUGCUGAAGCUGCUGCCAAGGAACAAGAUGAACAAGAACAACCCAAGGAGCAAGAAGAAAAGAAGGAAGAGACCACUGAGGCUCCUGCUGCUGAAGAGGAGGAAAAGCCUAUGCCCAAGGAAGAGAAGCGCAAGUCUUUCAUUAGCAAGCUUUUCAGCAACAAGAAGGCUACCACUACUCCCAAGCCUACUGUUGAAGAGACCAAGGAAGAACAAGAACAACCAAAGGCUGCUGAAGAAGAGCCCAAGAAGGAAGAAAACGAGGAGCAAAAGGAAGCAUCUACCAGUGACAAGCCUGCUGCUGAAGAGCAAGCUGAAUCCUCCAAACCUGAAGUUACCGAGGAGCAACAACAACAAGAAGAAGCUGUGAAGCCUGUUGAAGAAAAGAAGGAAGAAAAGAAAUCUCCCAAGCUUGGUCGUCGUUUGACUUCCUUGUUCAGCCGUAAGAAUAACAAGAACAAGCCUGCUAAGGAACAAGCAGCAGCAGCAGCUGAGACUGUUGAAGUGGUAAUGGAAGAGGAGAACAAUGGUGAGCAACAACAACAAGAAGAAGCAAAGAAGGAAGAUGUUGUCGUUGAGGAGGAACAACCCAAGAAGGAAGAAGAGACUGUGCAAGAUGAAAAGGCUGCCAUUGCCAAGGAACAGGAACAGCCCACUGCUACAACUGCAUAA
Messenger RNA from Lichtheimia ornata, 1161 nucleotides. RefSeq lists its product as uncharacterized. NCBI's taxonomy places the organism in Eukaryota, Fungi, Mucoromycota, Mucoromycetes, Mucorales, Lichtheimiaceae. The record is from RefSeq and is a predicted model, not a curated record. The transcript is spliced from 2 exons. Bases 1 to 1161 code for a protein of 386 amino acids.